Rotaria sp. Silwood2 is the source of this 3446-nucleotide messenger RNA. The record is from the annotation of a GenBank genome assembly. Lineage: Eukaryota; Metazoa; Rotifera; Eurotatoria; Philodinida; Philodinidae.
AUGCAUAAUAACAAACAAUAUAUAGAAAAAAUCAACGUAGAUAAUUUUCAAAAACCAAAUAUUUACAAUAAAUUUUUACCAUUUUAUGAAACUGUUAAACAGCAAAGUUUAGACUCAUUUCAAGAAAUAUGUGAAAAUCUUUCACGUAUUAUUCAAUUACGUGAAUUACGACCAGGUUUUCCACUUUGGUCAUCAAAAUUACAACAAUUUAUUUCACUUUAUGGUUUUUGUUUUAUUAAAAGUGAUCAUCUUAAAUUAAUUAAUCUAUAUCUAUCCGUACUUACUAUUCCAAAUUUAAAUUAUUCAAAUGCAAAAACAUGUUUCGAUAUAAUUGAUGAACUUUUAAAUAAGUCUCGUUUGAUAACACGAAAUGAUCUUAUUGUCAAUUGGCAAAUACUUUAUACAUGGGUAAAACUAAUUCUGUUUAAUAAUGAUGAAUCCUAUUCAUUGCUUGCUUUACCUAAUGAUAUUGAAAAAUCACUUUUAUAUUGUGUUCGCAGUUGUCGUCCAUAUUUUUCGGCGACAGCAACACAAGAAAUUCUUGAUGAAUUUCAUCCAUGGCUAUGCCCAUUUGACUCAGCUUUUAGUGAUGCUAUGUGUUAUUUAGAUCUUUUCUUGCCAGUUCAUUUACCACCGGAUUUACAUGAUCAAGGAUUUAAAUUAUGGUUACCGGAAUUUUUGGGUAUUUGGGAAAGUGUUUGUAGUAAUCCUGAAUGGGAGCAAAAUAUGAUCAAUAUAUUUUCUUUUGUUGCAUGGUGUAAUAUUGGAUAUAUUGAUUGGGAACCUUGGCUACCAAAAAUUUUUACACGUAUACUUAAAAAUUUUUCACUUCCGGUUGCCAAUGUACAAGUAUCAUCACAAACACAAAAUUAUUCUAUAUCAAUUACUGCGACAUGGAUUGUCGCUAUGAUGGGCAAUGGAAGUUUAUGUUUACAAUAUUUAAGAGAUUUAUUUACUGCAACUAAAAGUUUUUAUCAUCCAUCAAAUACAGGAGACUUUCAACAAGAUCUCGUUAGUUUUCUUUCAAAAUUAGCACAAGCAUUCGUUGAUCGUGUUCAUUUAGAACGUAAAUCAGAUCCUGUAUGGCAUUUUAAUCCACCUGAAUCUUAUAGAAUUACAGAAAAUGAUAUUACAGAUUUUGUUAAUUGUGUCAAAGAAUGUGUAUUUAUUUCAAUUUUUAAUAAAGCUCAUCUUGAAGAAGCUGCUAAAGCAUGUCAAUUUUUAUCAAUGCUUCGACCAGAACUUAUUGUUCCACCAUUAGUUGAAUUGCUCUUUUCUUCUAUCAAUAGUAUGACUGAACCACAUCGUUUUACAUCUAUUGUUACUUGUUUAGCUGAUAUGGCUCGUCAGAUUGUACGUCAAACGCCUGAAUUUUCACAAGGUCAAACAUAUGUUUUACCAUUAUUAAUGGCUGUUCUACCUGGUAUUGAUUCGAAUGAUUACAAAAAAACUGCUGUAACAUUUCAAUUUCUUAAUGCUAUUCUAAUGCUUGUUACAUGUGUGGAUUGUUCAUCGGCUGUUCAUACUCGUGAUGAUCUUACUGAAAUUGAAAAAGAAGUUUAAUUCAGAGAAAAUUUACGAAUACGUCUAUUAAAUGAUAUUGGAAAAUUAGUUGAUGUUCUUGUUGAAAAUCAUCCAGAUGAUGCAUCAUCUAUAAACACUGUCUUAAAAAUUUAUUCAUUGACAUCAGUCUAUUUCGGUGCAUUUGAAAAUUAUAUAGACACUUUAUUUAAUGAUCUUGAAAUUGUUAAAUAUUUAUACAAAAAUAAGCUAUCCGGUAAACGAAAACAUCCUCGGUUUCUUAUCAUUAAACGAAUUGGAUUACAACUCGAAUUAUUCUCUAUCAGUAAUUAUCAAAGUUUAACUGAAAUUGAUAGACAAGUCAUACUUAAAUUAUUUGAAUUAUCAAUUCAUCGAUACAGUGAAGUUCGUCGCAAUGCACAAGUUUAUUUAUUUUAUAUUUUACAACGUUAUCUUUUUUCAUAUCAAGUUAUCGUUAAUCGUAUUCUAGAAUUACUUGAUAAUCCAGGUGAAGCUGAUCAUGAUCAAAUAAAAGGUUGUCUUUAUAUUCUUCUUGGAAAUGAUUCAAUCUUUAUACCAACAAAACAUUCAUGGACAUUACUUGAAAGAUUAUGGCCAUCACUUACACGUACAAUGCAUGCAACUAAAAUUAGUACACAAGAAUUAAUUGAUAAUAUUAUGGAAAAUGUUGUUAAACGAUUCGAUAGUCCAGCUAUUAUUGAAGAUACUAAUGAUGUAUCAAUCAAAACAGCAAUUGAACUAUGGAAACCUUUAGACACUAAUGAAUUAGUAUCACGAGAUCAAAUGCGUGAAGAACGAAAUCAAGCAAAUAUUCAAUCAUAUAAUAACCUUAUGGAAACAUUAAAUUCAUUAUUUUAUAACCAUCUAUUGACUUGGCGACAACAAGAAAUGGCCAUGACAUUUAUAUUUUUCCUUCUACAAAAUCGUAUUCCAAUACCUUCAUCAUGUAUUCGAACAUUUGUUGAUUUUCUUAUUCAUGAUGAUAUUGUAUUACGAAAGAUUGCUGAAAAAGGUAUUGCAACAUUUUGUCGUAUACAAAAACCACCUCGAAUUUAUCUUGAAAAAACACUUGAUGAAAUUCUUCAACGUCCAGUUAAUGUUGAUCAAUGUCAUCCAGGUGAUCGUGAUGAUAAUUUAUGGAUAACAAUUAAUGAUUAUAAACCACCUAAAACACAAAAUGAAUGGGAAGAAACAUGUUUUUUGGAUAAAAGUUUUCAUGGUUAUUAUAAAUGGCCAAAAAUAAUUAAAUAUCCAAUGAAUAAACGUGAACGAUAUACAAAAGAAAAUAUGCCAGAAGAUGUUGCAGUUUUAUAUGAAAGAUUUAUUGAUAAAAGUUUUAUUAAUAAAUUUAUUCAAUUUAUGAUUUUGGAUGAAGAAGGAGGAGGGAUCAAUUUUGAUUUUUAUCGAUUUCGAAUGUUUAAAGGUCUUUUUCGAAAUUUUGGUUUGGCUUUAGUAGAUAGUUUUAUGGAUGAUUUAUACAUACUUAUUCGUGAUAAAACAAAGAAACAAGAAGGUAGUCAUCGAGUAGCAGCUGAAAUUGUUGCUGGCAUGAUUCGUGGUUCAAAACAUUGGACUUUAGAUAUGCUCGAUGAACUUUGGAAAAAAUUAACACCAUUUCUUAAUGAAGUUUGUACGAAUCUUAGUGUAGAAACUGUUUCACAUUGGGGUUCAUGUUUUAAAUAUGGAAUGGAAGAUGAAGAUCCACGUCGAAUGUAUCGUCCUAUUGAAUUUCUUCGUUCAUUAAUGAACAAUCAAACAAUGGGAAAUACAUUUCUUGAAACAUCGCAAUGGUAUUUUAUUCUAUUAUUAAGUAAUUUUGAGUGGCGUAUUCCUUCAAUAUGGUGCGCAAUAAAUCAAUAUGCUAAAGAACUUCUUGAUCAUCCAUAUCAGGCGAUACGAGAAUG